GGAACAGUACUUACAACAACAAGAAAUCAAGAAUGAAUGGCCCAAAUGAUAUAAAUGGCAACUGGUCAGGCCGGGCAGGUGGCGUACGCAGCUGCCCUAACAGACGGCCUGAGGCACCCCGCUCUUCUCUCCAAUACGAGCCGGCCUCCCCCGCCACCGAUUCAGCUGAACAUCUCCUUCUCUUUCUUCUCUUCUUCUCCUUUUCUCUCUUCUACCCCCGUCUGGUACUUCGUCUCAUCUUUUGCCCGCAUAUUUCUAUCCCCAUUUGCGUUCGUUGUUUGAUGCUUUUCAAGACUUCUCACGUCCACCUGAUCUUGAUACCCACACUACACACUGCCAGGCCAGCCUCGUAUUUCUGAGUACCAGAUCUCUAAGCGAACGAAGCGUACUCUGUCCAAGUAAAGCUGCCGCCAUGCCUCGCUACCUCCUGGACGACAGUGAGUCCGAGUCGGAGUAUUCCGAAACAGACGAGUCGUAUCGCAGCCCUGGCCGUCAUCGCAUCAAGCGCCAUUCCUUCUCGCGCUCUCGUCGACGCAUAAGCCCCGAUUCAAACAGUUAUCUUAGUCCUAACGUCAUCUCCACCGUCCGGCGGUCGGCGUCCACUGGAAACCGCCGCCGCCCCCGUGAAGAUCCCAUGGUGAUAGUUGAUGUCCAUAACGAUGUCCGCAACAGACAAGAGUCACGCGAUCGUCAUGAUCGCCAUGAACGCCACGACCGCCAUGACCGUCACGAUAAAUUUAUCGAAGAGGAUGAUGAAAUUGAAAUUAUUCGCCCUCAUCGUCGACUGAGGGCUGUCAGUAACGUUUCUGCGCCCCGGACACCCUCUCCCAUCCAGCAGCAGCGUGACUGGGAGUUACUGGUGGACCAGCGCAUUUUGGCCAAAAAUGACAUCCGCCAGGAUCUAGAAAUUGCAAAGCAGAAGCAGGAAAUCGAUCGACUAGAACGACAGCUUGGUAAAUCCAAGGAACGACAUCGUGAGGAUCGACGAGAAUCUCAUUCUCGUCAUCGUUAUGACGAGGUCAUAUAUGAGGACGACCUUGCUGACAAAUUGCGCAAGCUGGAACGACUGGAGAAAUUGAAACGAAAUGAAGAAGAACAGCGUCUUGCAGACCAGCGAGCAAAGAUCAAAAGGUUGGAGGAAGCAGAGCGCAGGGCGGCCGAGGAGGAAGAGGCGAAGCGCCUUGCGCAUGAGGCGCAUUUGAAAGAAAUCGAGAAGCGUGAAGCGAUCAAGGCCGAAAAGGAACGUAUAAAGAAAGAACUGAGAGAUGAGGAGGCCCGCAAAGCACUUGAAGAAGAGGAACGCAAGAAAGAAAUGAUGAAACUCGAAGCCCAAGCUAUCGAAAAGUGGAAGCGGAACGAGGAAGCUAAGCGGAUGAGAGAAAUUGAAGAGAAGAAGAAAAAGGAUGACGAAUUCCGCGAAAGACUCAAGGCCGAUUUCGGACUCACCGAGGAAGAAAUUGAAAAGAGGCUGAAGAAGAAGGACGAGGACGAGAAAAAGAAGCAUGGUGAAAGUGGUCUCGUGAUUUUGGAUCCAGGACGGGAGAAAACUACAUAUAUCAAAGUACAUAAGAAGUAUUUGCUGCCUCAAACACUUGAAGCAUAUCGCCUGCCUUGGGACUGGGAUAAUGUAAGUUUCCCUUCAUUUCUGCUAUUAUACAUACUAAUCCAGCUUUAGCGCGACCCCAACUUCAUUAUUAU
Messenger RNA from Talaromyces proteolyticus, 1698 nucleotides. RefSeq lists its product as uncharacterized. The coding region runs from base 413 to 1675 and encodes 420 amino acids. The record is from RefSeq and is a predicted model, not a curated record. The transcript has 2 exons. NCBI's taxonomy places the organism in Eukaryota, Fungi, Ascomycota, Eurotiomycetes, Eurotiales, Trichocomaceae.